This is a messenger RNA of Orbilia oligospora ATCC 24927, 1434 nucleotides long. RefSeq lists its product as uncharacterized. Gene Ontology annotation, molecular function: protein binding; protein serine/threonine phosphatase activity. Gene Ontology annotation, cellular component: nucleus; cytosol. Lineage: Eukaryota; Fungi; Ascomycota; Orbiliomycetes; Orbiliales; Orbiliaceae. Bases 1 to 1434 code for a protein of 477 amino acids. The transcript is spliced from 6 exons. The record is from RefSeq and is a predicted model, not a curated record.
AUGGCUUCCGCAAAGGAAGAAGCAGUAGCUCUGAAGGAUAAGGGUAAUGCAGCCUUUGCUAAAAAGGAUUGGAACGAGGCCAUCGAUCUGUAUUCCAAGGCUAUCGAGCUGGAUGCUACUGUUCCAGCAUAUUUUUCCAACAGGGCUCAGGCAUACAUUAAAACCGAAGCAUACGGAUAUGCUAUCUCCGAUGCGACAAAGGCUAUCGAGUUGGAUCCUGGUUUUGUCAAGGCAUAUUACAGACGAGCCUUGGCAAAUACUGCGAUAUUGAAACCGAAAGAAGCAUUGAAGGAUUUCAGGGCCGUAACAAAGAAAGCGCCCGGAAAUCAAGAUGCCAGACUCAAGCUAUUGGAAUGUGAGAAGAUGGUCCAGAAGGCCGAGUUUCUAAAGGCUAUCGAAGUCGGAGAUCCCCCAUCUGCUGCUGAAGGACUAGAUCUCGACGGCAUAAAGGUCGAAGACACCUACGAAGGACUUGAGCUUGGCGAAGAAAUGACUCUCGAUUUCAUAAAAGACAUGACCCAGCGUUUCAAGGAAGGCAAGAAGAUACACAAGAAAUACGUCUUCCGUAUCAUCCUCAAAUGCAAGGAAAUCUUCUACGCCGAACCCACAAUGCCUGAAGUUACCGUCGAAAAGGGUAAAAAACUCACAAUAUGCGGCGAUACCCACGGACAGUACUUCGAUUUGCUCGAAAUCUUCGGCAAGAACGGAUACCCGAGCGAGUCGCAUGCUUAUCUAUUCAACGGAGACUUUGUGGAUAGAGGCAGCUGGUCGACAGAAAUCGCUUUACUCCUUUUCGCAUACAAAUGGUUGUGGCCAAAGGGAUUCUUCAUCAACAGAGGAAACCACGAAGCCGACCAAAUGAACAAGGUCUAUGGAUUCGAAGGCGAAUGCAAAGCCAAAUAUACUGAGCGAGUUUACAAGCUCUUCUCCGAAACCUUUUCCGCCCUCCCUCUCGCCCACCUUAUCGGCUCCAAAUACCUUGUCCUCCACGGCGGUCUCUUCUCCGACGACAAAUACACCCUGGACGAUAUCCGCAAACUCGACCGCCAUGCUCAACGCCAACCAGGUAACGAAGGUUUAAUGAUGGAAAUGCUCUGGACCGACCCACAAACCGAACCAGGCCGUGGACCUUCGAAACGUGGUGUAGGUCUGCAAUUCGGUCCAGAUGUUACCAAACGUUUCUGUGACAGGAACGGAUUGACAGCCGUCAUUCGAAGUCACGAGGUCAGAAUGGGAGGAUACGAACAAGAACACGACGGCAGGUGUAUUACCGUCUUCAGCGCACCGAAUUACUGUGAUUCGACAGGUAACAAGGGAGCUUACAUCAAUGUCAAUGAGGACUAUAAGUUGGACUUUGUCACCUUUGACGCGGUUCCACAUCCUAACAUUAAGCCGAUGGCUUAUGCGCAAAACUCUUUGAUGCAGAUGAUGUGA